Paramormyrops kingsleyae is the source of this 8569-nucleotide messenger RNA. RefSeq names its product DCC netrin 1 receptor (gene dcc). The record is from RefSeq and is a predicted model, not a curated record. Gene Ontology annotation, cellular component: membrane. Gene Ontology annotation, molecular function: protein binding. Lineage: Eukaryota; Metazoa; Chordata; Actinopteri; Osteoglossiformes; Mormyridae. Gene Ontology annotation, biological process: cell-cell adhesion.
CAACUCUCUGCUCACAGUGCUGGUGGACAGCUCCCGUAACAAGUGAACGUCGCGGGUCGCUCGCGAAGUCCGUUUGACGUUAUCUUAUUGCUGAACGUCGGUAAUAUUUAAAAAGAUGGAUAUUCGGCGUAUUUCCAAAGUUGGCUUGUAAACCACAAAGUGCACAGUUACUUUUAUCAUUGUCCGCCGAGUUUGAGAUUUUUCCUUUUUUUAUUAUUUGGAGUCGACUUUGGUCUGCUCAGCGCCCAUGAAUUGAAUUUACCUCACUGUACUGAAGAAGGAUCUGGCUGAUUGUCGGACGGAGACUCUCAGAUAACCGUAAAUAUGGAGAAUAUAGUUGGAUUAAUUUGGCUGCGAAGACUUCUGCUGUUCUGCGUGUGGUUUUCCUUUCUCAGCUUUGACGGCAAAUCCUACGGCUCAGUGGCACCACGGGGUUUCGCGGACCUGCACUUCGUGUUAGAGCCUGCUGACACCGCCGUGGCCCGGGGAGGGCUGCUGCAGCUGGACUGUCAGGCUCGCUCGGCACAAGGGGCGCCCCUAGUGGCCUGGAGGAAGGACGGCGUGCUGCUGAGCGCGCUGGUGGACGAGCGGAGGCAGCAGCUGGCUAACGGAUCGCUGGUGGUCCGUGACGUGGUCCACUCGCGUCACCACCAGCCCGAUCAGGGUGGGUACCAGUGCCUGGCGUCGCUGGAGGGCGUUGGGGCCAUAGUGAGCCGCUUCGCAAAGGUCACAGUGACAGGGCCUCUGCGGGUGGCGGUCGCCAUGGCGUCGGUGACAGCGUAUGUGGGCGACACGGCACUGCUACGCUGCGAGAUGCUGGGUGAGCCGGCUCCGGCAGUGCGCUGGCAGAAGGACCGGCGGGACGUGCCGCUGGACCCCGGGGGCCGCGUGGUGGCCCUGCCAUCCGGCACGCUGCAGCUUCGCGGGAUCCGUCCCUCCGACGCAGCUGCCUACCGCUGCCUGGCCCAGACCCCCGGAGAUGCCCGGACGGGCACGGACACCACGCUGCGAGUCAUUCCAGAGCCCGGUGUGGCUCGCGCUGUUGGCUUCUUGCAGCGGCCCACCGAAUCCAUAGUCCUGGAGGGCAGUGAUGCAGUUCUGGAAUGUUCUGCCUCUGGCUUCCCUACGCCGACCUUCCUCUGGACUAGGACUGACAGCCCAAUUGACACCAGGUUGGAGCGCUACUCUCUGUUGGGAGGGAGCAACCUAUUGAUCCGGAGUGUCCGCACAGAAGAUGCCGGUUCCUACAGCUGCAUGGCCCACAACGAGAACCAGAACAUCAGCGCAUCCUGCGACCUUUCAGUGCUGGUGCCGCCACGCUUCCUGACUGCCCCCGCCAAUCUGUACGCCUACGAGACGAUGGACAUCGAAAUGCAGUGCGAUGUGAUGGGGAGCCCGGCGCCCACCGUCCGCUGGGCCAAGAACGGGGAGAUGGUGGUGCCCAGCGACUACUUCAAGAUCGUUGGUGGGGGCCACUUGCAGAUCCUGGGUCUGGUGAAGUCGGACGAGGGAUUUUACCAAUGCAUGGCGGAGAAUGCAGCGGGAAACAUCCAGGCCGCUGCUCAGCUUAUCCUUCUGGAGCCAGUUGUCCCGAGCUCCAGCGCCCUCCCCUCCGCUCCCUGUGACCUGGCCCCUGUCCUAGUGUCUAGCCGCUCCAUUCGGCUCAGCUGGCGCCCCCCAGUGGAGACUCAUGGGAAUAUCCAGACUUACACCAUCUACUACUCAGAGGAGGGUGUUAACAGGGAGCGAUCGGUAAACACCUCACAGGCCUGGCUGCAGGUCACCUUGGAUGGCCUGAAGCCGGAGCAGACAUACGUUUUCAGGGUGGUUGCUUACAACGCUCAGGGCCCGGGGGCCAGCUCCCCACCUGUCACUGUCACCACGAAACCAUACGCACAGGUUCCAGGGCCUGUGGAGAAUCCCUGGGCUGAGGCCGUGUCCGCCACCUCCGCCCAGGCCUCUUGGGAAGCCCCAGCGUUCACUGAGAGCCCAGUGCUUGGCUACAAGGUUUUCUGGACCGAGACUGGCACAGGCAAGGAGCAGAGCGCGGAGGUGGCCGGCCGUAACUACCGCAUCGACGGCCUGAGAAAGUUUACGGAGUACGUGAUCCGCAUCCUGGCCUACAACCUUCACGGCCUGGGAGAGUCAGCCGGGGAUCUGAUGGUGACCACGAUGUCUGAUGUGCCAAGCUCUGCUCCACAAAAUGUCUCCUUAGAGGUCGUGAACUCCAGAAGCAUCAAAAUGAACUGGUUGCCACCUCAGGCAGACUCCCAGAACGGCUUCAUCACUGGCUACAGCAUCCGCCACAGGAAGAUAGGUCGCCGUGGUGACCAAGAGACCAUCGAGCCCAAUAAUCUCUGGUACCUGUUUAUAGGACUAGAUAGGUCCAGCCAGUACAGCUUCCAGGUGUCGGCCAUGACAGUCAAUGGGUCAGGACCGCCCAGUGAGUGGCACACGGCUGAAACACCGGAAAACGACCUGGAUGAGUCCCAGGUUCCAGACCAGCCCAGCUCGUUGCAUGUGCGUCCCCUAGCAACCAGCAUCAUCAUGAGCUGGACUCCGCCCCUUAGCCACAGCAUCGUGGUUCGUGGUUACAUCAUUGGCUACGGAGUAGGCAGCCCAUACGCUGAGACUGUGCGGGUGGACAGCAAGCAGCGCUAUUACUCCAUCGACAACCUGGAGCCCAGCUCCCACUAUGUCAUCUCACUCAAGUCCUUCAACAACGCAGGGGAAGGCGUCCCCCUCUACGAGAGCGCCGUCACACGGGCUGCCACAGAUCCCUCUGACCCGUCGGACGAGGACCUGUUCCACCUGUUUGACCCCUUCCCCACUCCCGUCCCAGAAUCCUCCACUCCCAUGAUCCCCCCGGUAGGUGUGCAGGCUGUGCCACUGACCUCAGACUCAGUGCGCGUCAGCUGGGCCGACAACUCUGUGUCCAAGCACCAGAAGUCCAGCGAGCAGUGCUUCUACACAGUGAAGUGGAUGGCCAGCCAUUCCACCAGCGGAAAAUACAAGACCACAGAUACGACUGCCCUUAGUCACACUAUCUCGGGACUGAAGCCCAACACGAUGUACGAGUUUGCUGUCAUGGUAACGAAAGGUCGAAAGUCUAGCACAUGGAGUAUGACUGCACACGCCACCACCUAUGAAACAGCACCCAGCUCCGCCCCCAAGGACCUGACAGUCAUCAGUCGUGAGGGAAAGCCUCGGGGUGUGCUAAUCAGCUGGCAGCCUCCCACGGAGGCCAAUGGCAAGAUCACAGGGUACAUCCUGUUCUACACGCUGGACAGAAACGCGCCCAUCGAUGCCUGGCUGAUGGAGCCCAUCGGCUCGGACCGCCUCACCCACCAGGUGUCCGAGCUGAGCCCGGACACAGUGUAUUACUUCCGGAUCCAGGCCAAGAACAGCCGUGGCGUGGGCCCCCUGUCCGAUCCGGUCCUCUUCCGGACCCCCCGAGUAGAGCAUCCAGACAAAAUGGCCAAUGACCAAGGUCGCCACGGUGACAGCAGCUACUGGCCAUCUGACACCCAUCUGAUUGACAGCAGCAGUCUGAAUGACUCCCCCAUUGGACACAUGCAUCCGCCCCAGAAAAAUGGCAGCUUGCUGGUGGUGGUGGUGGUGUCGGUGGGUGCAGUGGCUGUGGUUGUCGUCAUCAUUGUGGCUUUCAUUUGCACUCGACGCUCUUCUGCCCAGCAAAGAAAGAAGCGGGCAUCCCACGGUGUGGGGAAGAGGAAAGGCAGCCAGAGGGACUUACGCCCCCCUGACCUCUGGAUCCAUCACGAGGAGAUGGAGCUAAAGAGCAUGGAGAAGCCCUCAGGUCCCGCCCCCUCAGCCUGUGAUUCGCCGAUGCAAAGUCGCCAGGAAAUCCCACCUGUCAGCCACAGCCUAUCAGAGAGCCAGAUGGGAAGCAAGAGUAGCCACUCAGGAGCAGAUGGAGAUGAAGCUUCGAGCAGCAUGGCCACUUUAGAGCGCCCCCUGGCAACCCGGAGGGCUACCCGCACCAAGCUGAUGAUGCCCAUGGAGUCCCAGCCCAGCAACCCCACUGUUGUCAGCGCCAUCCCAGUGCCAGCUCUGGAGAGUGCCCAGUACCCCGGGGUCUUGCCAUCACCUUCCUGUGGCUACCCUCACCCACCGCUGUCCCUGCGACCAAUGCCCUUCCCCUCUCUCACCGUGGAGCGAGGCUACACGCCAGCGAUGGCAGCCGAGGGCCCUGCCCCCCCCACCCCGCACGUCCAGCUCACCCAGCAGCCGACGGUCAUCACCAACUCGCCCCCCGAGCGGGGGGCCGGAGAGGAGAACGCCAGCCGCAGCAUUCCCACUGCCUGCGUGCGACCCACCCACCCGCUGCGCAGUUUCGCUGGCACGCCCCUCAUGCCCCCUGCCAGUGCCAGUCUGCCCAAAGCACAGGUGAAGACGGCAUCUCUGGGGCAGGCUGGAAAAGCAAGGUCCCCCCUUCUGCCUGUGUCUGUGCCCACCGCUCCGGAGGUGGUCGAGGAGGGGCAGAAACCACCAGAGGACCCGGCCAGUGUGUACGAGCAAGACGACUUGAGCGAGCAAAUGGCAAGCCUGGAAGGACUGAUGAAGCAGCUGAACGCCAUCACCGGCUCUGCUUUCUAACCUGGGCCGGCCGGGCAGGGCUCUGGGUCAGGGCCACCCAUGACCCUCGUCACCCCUGUGACUCUGUGACCCUUGAGUAUAUGGGGGACAUUGGCCCUGUGUCACUAUCCCAGGAACAGUUCUGAAGGUGCCUGGACCCAACCCAAGCAACCGUGUCAACUGGACUUCCUUCCACCUCAACACUAUUUAUUUGCGUCAUCCCGUGGAGCACAGGGCUGUCAGGCACCUCAGGCUGCUGUCCACACUGCUGCUCUCAAUGCUUCUUGGAGCCCCCCGACUGGAGCGCUGACUUAUCACCUCCCAUAGAAGGUCAACCCAUCAUUCCUGGUCACAUCUGCUAAACAGUUCUGAAACAAACCCUCUUCUCCCCCAGCCUAAAAAAAACAUGGCUGUAACCCCCGAGGGGCCACGGGCUGGUUCUGUCUGUCUGGGUCUGAUCUGGCUUUCAUUCCCUUCAAGCAGUGACAUCGUCUCGGCCCGAACGGGUCUCAUUCAGCAGAGCCUGAGGGAAGGACCAGAUGUAGGACAACCAUUGCUGGAUUUUGCUUGGAGAAAAAAAGCGUUUUGAUUUGCAGUGUCCAGGCAGUAACAGAGAUGUUUGCAGACCUUUUCAGGGGGGCAGGCUGAAGCAUAGCUCAGUGUGGGCCUUUGGUCUGAUGUGUGUCAUUCCCUGCGAGGAUCCCUCAUGUAAGGUGACACCCUGUCUGCUGCGUCUGGCUGAUGGUGAACCUGCAGCAGCACAGCUGAAAUGAACAGUGGCCAAAAUAGACCAUUAUUUUCUUUUAUUGUUGUGACAUACAUGAUGACCUCCUCACAUUAGAGUAACAGUAUUUCCAAUAGGUUCUCGCUGCAGGUGCACAAGAUAUAUAUAUAUAAGCAAUUAUUUUGUUUUCUUGUGGAAAAAAAAACAUGAAAAAACGGUGACCCUCAACCUUUACAUUCAAGCAACAUUACAGUAUUGUCUCCUGUACUGCAUGGAGAUGCCAGAAGGUUCUCUGUUAGAUCUAUCCCGGUCCACUGGGCUUUAAUCCAUGUAGGAAGACACAUCCAAUCUUUGUAGAUGACUUGUUCCCUCAUUGGCAUUCCAUCACCAUUAUUGUGCGAAACAAUUAUAGGAAAAUUACAUAGGGGGCUUUUUCAGCGUAUUACCCUACACUGUUAACGGUUAUCUGGUACUCUGAAGUGUGCCGUGUUCGGCAGCGGUGCAUUUUUGCGGUGGCAUGGAGAUGAUAAAUGUUUACGCCAAAGUUGUGCCAUAACAAUUGCUUCUGUUAUCAUGGACCCUGCGUUUUGUACAGAGCUGAGCAGUGCCUGGAUGUAUGACGGGUACCUGCAGUACUGGGCCUUUUCAUAAUUUAAUUGAUGUGUGUCGCAUUUUAAUACAUAAAUUCUUCCCUUGGAGUGGCGAUACAGUGUUAGCAGGCAUUUUCCCCCCAAUGUACAUUUUAAUUAAAACGUACGUUUGUUUCACAUUUCCAUAAAUUCAUUAUUCAAUGCCCUUAUUUUAAGAUCAAAUUUUGUUUGCUAAUCAGAUCAUAGCUGCUAAUCAAAUAAUCCAAUUUGACUUCUACCCUUUUACAAGAAAUCGGUGUUUACGGAAGGCGUUUCAUCUAGCGUGUCUUUCUGUGAGGGUCUAACAGCUUAAUCCUUCAUGGAAUUAGAACCUUCCAGAAACUCACAGGUUUCCUUAAACACUGUGCCAUGUGUCCUUGUGGUUCCACUAGGAUGGCCCGAGUCCACUGAAAGGGCCGUGAAGUCAGGAGAAAACUUACAAUACAAUAACAUUCGGCAAUGCUUUACAUUAACUUCACCUUCAUAAUGCCUUUAUAAUGCAUUUGUAGAACAUUCAGAGCACCUUCAUAAUGCAUUCAUAGAACAUUCAUAAGUAGCAUGUAAAUAAACUUCAACAUCCUACCAUAACAGCUUUAAUUUGCAUUAAUAACAAAUAUUAUACACGAUUAUAAUGUUUGUUAUUAAUGAAUAUAACAGCUGGCACAUCUGUUCAUUGGAAGUAUUAUGAAUGCAGACCUUGAGGACUUGUUAAGGUAUCCUUACGUGCUGCUUAUGAAUGUUAUGCAAAUGCAUUUUGAAAGUCCAAUGUCUGUCCUAUGAGUGCAUAGUAAAUGCAUCAUGAAGGUCCAGUUAAUAUAAAACAUUACCUAAUGUCCUGUGUCCAUUUGGGCUUCACACCCGUGUAGAGCUGAUACUCAAGUCUCUGCUAUAUCUCUACUUGUUAUGACUGUCCAUCACUGUUGGACACAGGCAAAUAUAGAUCAGAUUACUCUCAUGCUCUGCCCCCUUCCUGUUGUACUGUCACGUUACUAAAACCCACAUCAACUUCGGUUCUAGAAACGAUCAGAUUAACGAUCAGCUGGGAAGCAAGAGAAAUCAACUUAGAGGAAAAAUAGAGGUUGUUCAGAAUUAUUUUAGAAUGACUUUCAAAUGACUUUAUGGGAUUUUAGUAUUGUGGUGCAAUUAAGGUAGUAAUAUUCUGCACAUAAUUGCUCACUAUUUUGUUAUGUAUACUUGGCUAGCUAGCCAUCAUGGUAGGCUAUGGAGUACCAUCUAAACGGUGACAUCAUCACCCAAAAUGAUGGGUAUUCAUAAUCAUGGCCGUUGAUGGGAGGUAGGAAUUGCAAUGCCCAGGAACACGUAGUGUUUUCUGAAGUCUAAACUAUACCCAAAGCCCUUCAGGACUGCUGGAAUGCUAACAAUGAUGUCUGUCCUGUGUGUCCAUAACAACAUGUGCCGGAAGUAUGCAGAUGAUUGGUUAAGUAAACAGGAGAUACACAUUUGCCUGGCCAUCACUGUUAUGAAAAAGAAACACAGAGUAGCAAACACUGCCUUUUUCUUUUAAGGUUGUAGGCCUGGAAAUGAUGCAUCAGGUUGGAAGCACACAGCCCCACUUAAGUCAUUCAUGUUGCUUUCACGCUUUUAGUCUUGCAAAAUAUUCUUGCUGUAUAUUUCAUUUCAGCCCAGGAAAGGUGAGCUUCACCCAUUUCGUAAUAUCCGCCAGACCAAAGUGAGUGGCUUGUAUGACUUCUACAAAGUCGUGUUUUCCUGUCUAUACCAACACUGCAUACAGAUGCACUUCGUAUUAAUGUGACGGAUUGCUGGUGUGCACGAGACGGCGCAUCUCACUGCCAGCAGGGGGAGUCAGACAAGAAGAUCAGCUUCUUAAGGGAUGCUGAUCAUCAAUGGAGCAUCACCACUAGUGCUUAUUAUUAACUUAUAAGUGCAAUGCUGUAUCCCUGUGCUUAUUGUAUACUGUAUUUUGCAUACUGUAUCAAAAGUUAAACAACCUCAAAACUAUAUAUUUCAAACAAACGUACAUAACAAACACGCGCCAUUUAUCAAAGAACAUUCAAAUGAAGAUAAAACUGUGGAUAAAGUCAGUUUGAGCCCAUAUUCCAACUCUCGCUGCUGAGCAUGUGCACAUGGUGAGAGCCAACCAGAGCCCAGCAGAGGAGUACCUAGUGACAUCACAGAGCAUCACUCCGAUUGGUGGGCAGGACUCACCAGCAGCCAAUAAGAUCAGAUUAUUGACAAAACCUCUGGAUACCCUCUUCAUAAUCCCAACAAAAGCCUGUCUGGGCUUUGAUGCGACAGAACAACAUUUCAGAAACCAGCAGUGUGGGGAAAGAGCUAAGGAAACAUUUUGAACAUAUGAAAUUAUUCUUAAAUUGUCAAGUUCUAGCAUUGUUGAGAAAAUUAGAUUAGUCCUUACAAUAUUUAAGUGUACAUUUUGUGUUCUUCUGAGGAGGAGUGAAAAAGAGAAAUACUGUAAAAAGGUUAAAAAAAGGAAAAAAAAAAGCACUGGCUGUUUCUACACAAUCUUGUAUACAACUGCUGGUUUUGUAAUGCCCUGUAGAACAGCCCAGCCCUGUUCCUUUUUAUGUGAGUUUGAUUUCCAUGGUGCAUCUUUUUGAUAAAUAAAGUUUUUGAUACAAAA